Cavia porcellus (domestic guinea pig) is the source of this 3262-nucleotide messenger RNA. It is a transcript of the gene Srms, whose product is annotated as src-related kinase lacking C-terminal regulatory tyrosine and N-terminal myristylation sites. Gene Ontology annotation, biological process: protein phosphorylation. Bases 378 to 1904 code for a protein of 508 amino acids. Lineage: Eukaryota; Metazoa; Chordata; Mammalia; Rodentia; Caviidae. The transcript is spliced from 8 exons. Gene Ontology annotation, molecular function: protein tyrosine kinase activity; ATP binding; protein binding. The record is from RefSeq and is a predicted model, not a curated record.
GCUUUGCAUGGACCCGUGGCGUGGAAGCUGGGACUCCCUCGCGCUUGCCCUCCGGCCCUCCGGACAGAGCCCCGCCCUCCUGCGUGGGCGGGGCCCGGGUGCUCCAGCUGGGACCCCCUCCUCCUCGCCCCGCCCCGCCCCGCGCCCGCUCAGUGGCUCGCACCUGUGGAUCCUCACUGCCACACCCAGGGAUCCAGGACUAGAGGCACCCUGUGGCCGGGGCUGGGGCCCGCCUUCUGCCCUGCCCUUCGGGACGCAGGCAGGGGGCCUCGUGGGAGCUACACUGGAGGGGUCGCGAGCGGGUGCGACCUGGCACUCCGCAGCGCGCGCCGGGUAGGGGCGCUGCGCAGGGAGCACCCCGCACCUGCCGCUGACCUAUGCGUCUCCACCGGCGCCCCGGCCCGCAGUCCUCCGCGGGCAUGGAGCCUUUCCUUAGGAAGCGCCUGGCGUUUCUGUCCUUCUUUUGGGACAAGAUCUGGCCGGCGGAGGAGCCAGAGGACGACGGCCCGGUGCCGCGGGGCUCUGACGCGGAGCCCGCGCCCGAGCGCCCCGCCGAGCCCCGCAGUCCUCCGGCACCGCGCGCUCAGAUCUUCCGCGCGCUCUACGACUUCACCGCGCGCUGCGCCGCCGAGCUGAGCGUCAGCCGCGGGGACCGGCUCUUCGCGCUCAGGGAAGAAGGCGACUACAUCCUCGCCCGCAGGCUCUCCGGGCCCCCCAGCGCCGGCCUGGUACCCAUCACCUACGUGGCCAAGGCUGCCCCGGAGACGCUCGCAGACCAGCCCUGGUACUUCAGUGGGAUCAACCGGACCCAGGCCCAGCAACUGCUCCUGUCCCCUGCCAAUGCACCAGGGGCCUUCCUUAUCCGGCCCAGCGAGAGCAGCCUUGGGAGCUACUCACUCUCAGUCCGAGCCCAGGCUAAAGUCUGCCACUAUCGAAUCUGUACAGCGCCCGGCGGCAGCCUCUACCUGCAGGAGGGCCAGCUCUUUCCCAGCCUGGAGGAGCUGCUCGCCUAUUAUAAGGCCAACUGGAAGCGGAUCCAGAGCCCCCUGCUGCAGCCCUGCAGGCCUCAGAAGCCCCUGGCGCAGGACAAGUGGGAGCGGCCACGCUCAGAAUUUGUCCUUCGGAGGAAGCUGGGAGAAGGCUACUUUGGGGAGGUGUGGGAAGGCGUGUGGCUGGGCUCUGUGCCCGUGGCAGUCAAGGUCAUCAAGUCAGCUGACAUGAAACUGGCCGACCUCGCCAAGGAGAUCGAGGCUCUGCAGAGCCUGCGGCACGAGCGGCUCAUCCGGCUGCACGCGGUGUGCUCCGUGGGGGAGCCUGUGUACAUCGUCACUGAGCUCAUGCGCAAGGGCAACCUGCAGGCUUACCUGGGCAGCCCCGAGGGCCAGGGACUGAGCUUGCCUGUCCUGCUGAGCUUCACCUGCCAGGUGGCCGAGGCCAUGAGCUACCUGGAGGAGCAGCAUGUUGUCCACCGGGACCUGGCUGCCAGGAAUGUGCUCGUGGGCGACGACCUCACCUGCAAGGUGGCCGACUUUGGCCUGGCCCGGCUACUGAAGGAUGACAUCUACUCCCCAAGCAGCAGCUCCAAGAUCCCUGUCAAGUGGACGGCCCCUGAGGCAGCCAAUUACCGCAUCUUCUCACAGAAGUCUGAUGUCUGGUCCUUCGGCAUCCUGCUGUUCGAGGUCUUCACCUAUGGCCAGUGUCCCUACGAAGGAAUGACCAACCAUGAGACACUGCAGCAGCUCAGCCGUGGGUACCGGCUGCCCCGCCCAGCAGCCUGCCCGGUGGAAGUGUACAUGCUUAUGUUGGAGUGCUGGAAGAGCAGACCUGAGGAGCGGCCUACCUUUGCCAUGCUGCAGGAGAAGCUGGACACUGUCCACAGGCGCCUGCACUUGGGCCUCACGUGACUGGGGCUCUGGGCCAGGGUUGUGCGGAGCCUGCUGCUCUGGUCGGGCAUCUCCUAGGACAGCGCUUGUCAGUAUCACAUCCCAGGGAGGCCACAUGGCCAGGACCCUACAGCCUUUGUACAUCUGGCCAAGGGCCUCCUGCACUGACAUGGCCCCCCAGAUGGCAGAAGGGCUGAGGUCCUUGGCCCUGUGUGGCUGGUGUUCCUGGCAUUUUCAGAAGAAGGGAGAAAGCCCAGAAGUGGAGUUCGUGGAAGCACUGGAGGAGAAGGCCCUGAGCCCAGUGGCUGCCCCCUCUCUUCCCCUGAGCUUCCCUGACUCCCUCGCUGGGCCAGAGGAGAGGCCUGAGUUCCCACAUGUCACCAUGUGCUGCAUCUCAAAGCAGACACAUCAGCAUAUGCUGUGCACAGCUGGGGACAGGCUGUGCCCCCCUGCACUGCAAAUGUGGGCACAUGUGGGCAACAUUCAAUAAGUAUAAUCCACUCAGCCAUGGGCACAGCCAUGCCACACACACAGCAGCUCCCUCCACCCAGAGCUAGGUGCUAGGGGUGAAGAGGUCUGUCACAGCUCGCAGAAGUAGGAGAGAGAGGGAGCUGGACCCCAUCCAGUCUCAGGAUCCGGCAGAGGCAUGAGCCUCUCUGGGCUUGGCUGGAGCCUGCAGGCUGGGACUGGAGCAGGCAGCUCCGUCAGGCCACAGGAGGGGCAGGCUGGUGGCCAGCAGCUGCACUCAGCCAUUUCCAGGGGAGGACCUGCAUCUCCAAGUUGGUUCUCAAGUGGGCGCUAGUUGAGAGGUGGUUUCCUGGAUGGCAGGUUAGUGGGCAGUGCAUGCAGAAUACAGUGGUACGCUGACAAGUAGGUGACAAGUGACUCUCUGGUCAGAAAAAAGCCCCAGAUGGGGUUGGACCUUGAGGAUGGCACUUUAUGGCUCCAUGUUGCUGACUUGACCCUGGAAGCUGCAGUGGUGGGGUGAGGGUUGGAGAGGGGACUGGGGCCUGAGAACACUGGCCACCUCUGUGACUGCUGUUGUGGGGUUCAUGGCUUGGUGCCGCUCAGGCGGUGGGCAUGUGGCAGGAAGCUGGUCAUGGGGUGCCCCAGAGACCCAGGAAGGAGGUGGACCUAGAGUCUUGGAGGGGCACCAGCCCUGCGCGAGAUGGGGACACAGUGGUGUGGUCUGCGCCUCUGGAGGUUUCAUGUCCCCGCUUGUUCCUCUCCCUCAGACUCUGCCUGCCUCUCCUGGGUGCCCUGAGGCAGGCGGGUCUCCCCUGCUGUAUCCUUCUUCGCCCAGAUGUUUUCCCUUUGAAGUCGACCAGCCAUGGAAAGAAACUAAAACUGUGAGCUGAAAUACAUCUUCCUUCUUCUGA